Molecule: messenger RNA, 2235 nt
Organism: Humulus lupulus (European hop)
Lineage: Eukaryota; Viridiplantae; Streptophyta; Magnoliopsida; Rosales; Cannabaceae
Product: LEAF RUST 10 DISEASE-RESISTANCE LOCUS RECEPTOR-LIKE PROTEIN KINASE-like 1.1
Exons: 4
Coding region: 110-2104 (664 amino acids)
Biological process (GO): protein phosphorylation
Molecular function (GO): protein kinase activity; ATP binding; polysaccharide binding
Source: RefSeq, a predicted model, not a curated record
AUAUUCUCUUAUCUAUGGUUCCAAGUCAAUCGGAAAAGCCUCUCCUUAUUUAAUGUGUUGUAAGUAGUGAAAUUUCUGCUGUUUUGCAUUAGAAAUCUAAUUUUUUGGGAUGUUGUUGAAGAUGGCUCCUAUUCUUCUGUUUAUUUUCUUCUUUCUCACCCAUUCUCUGCUUCCGAGCUCCGCUGAAGACAAGGAACAACCUCGUAAAUGUCCACCAUUCUCUUGUGGAAAAUUUGGGCUGAUUCAAUUCCCUUUUAACAGUAAGAAGAGCCCUGGAUGUGGAGUGUUCUCAGUGGAUUGUUCAGAAAAUCAAACGAAGAUUCAAUUGAAAGAAGGAGGGCACUGGUAUGGCGUCAAGAUCAUCUCCCAGGCAGAUUCCAUUGUCGUCAGCGAGACAAUAUCACUAUCUCAUAUCAUCGAUGAGUGUAAAACUAUCAAUAGUUUCUCUCUUCCCAGCGCCAAAUCAUCGCUCUUCCAGGUCUAUAAUCUAACAGUUAAGAAUUCAUCAACGCUCUACGAUUGCAGUCACAGUCACAGUCGUGGCGUUACUCCGCCGAAAGAUUUUUAUCGAACUAAGUGCGGAGAGCACGAUUUCUACAGCAAUCCCCGAAACAUAAGUUUUCCAUUCGAACAACAAUGUCAAGUUGUCACGAUUCCUUUUCCACUCCAACAUCAUGAACACCCCACCACACAAACAAGAAAAGUUUCAGUUGAUUUCAAUUUUCAAGUGCAACCUAGCCAUGCUUGUUGGACAUGUCACCUUAAUCGAGGGACAUGCCAUAAUACUAACGAAAAUCAAUUUCAGUGUUUAGAUACUCUGGGGACACUGCGAAAAGGACAUAACGAGAAGAAAAAGCCAAAGUUAGGACUAGGACUAGGACUUGGGUUAGGUUUUGGAGGUCUUUUUGCUAUAAUGGGCUUGGCAAUCAUUAGGUGGCGCAGGAAACAAAGACGUGCUGCUUCAAGGAACAUGGCUGAUCCGUAUAUGAAUAUGGAGGAUCCAGAGUGGGCUAGUGGCUAUCUUGGGGUCCCUGUCUUUUCCUACAAAGAACUCACUGAAGCCACUAAUAACUUCGAUGCUGAUAAAAGACUUGGACAUGGAGGUUUUGGAACUGUUUACCAUGGCAAACUCAAAGAUGGGAGGGAAGUAGCAGUGAAGCGCUUGUACGAGCACAACUAUAAAAGAGUAGAACAAUUCAUAAACGAGAUAGAAAUUCUCACCCUCCUACGCCACAAAAACCUGGUAGUCCUCUAUGGCUGCACUUCACCCCGCUGUACGGAACUCCUCCUCGUCUACGAGUACAUCCCCAAUGGCACAGUUGCAGAUCAUCUCCACGGAGAUCAUGCGAAAACCAGCCCCCUAACCUGGCCAAUUCGUCUGAGAGUCGCCAUUGAAACCGCCAGCGCUUUGGCCUACCUCCAUGCUUCAGACAUAGUCCACCGUGAUGUCAAGACCAACAACAUUCUUCUAGACAACAAUUUUUGUGUCAAAGUUGCAGAUUUCGGCCUAUCACGGCUGUUCCCCAACGACGCCACUCACGUCUCGACUGCUCCACAAGGGACCCUUGGCUACGUUGAUCCAGAAUAUCACCAAUGUUAUCAGCUGACUAGUAAAAGUGAUGUUUAUAGCUUUGGAGUAGUUCUAGUCGAGCUCUUAUCAUCCAUGCCUGCGGUUGAUAUAACAAGAGAUAGGCAUGAGAUUAAUCUCUCUAACUUAGCAAUAUGCAAGAUUCAAAAACGAGCUUACAGUGAGUUGAUUGAUCAAUGUCUUGGGUUUGCUUCGGAUACUAAGGUUAGAAUAAUGACCAUUGCAGUAGCAGAGUUAGCUUUUGAGUGUUUGCAACAAGAUAAGGAAAUGAGGCCUACAAUGGAUGAAGUUUUGGAGAGACUAAGGAGAAUCGAAGAUGAGAAAUUUGAGAUUCAGGUUGUUGAUGGUUCUAUGUUGAAUAUGAGCAGUAAUGUACAACCCCCAUCACCACCUUCGCCUGAUUGUGAUGAGGUUGGGUUGUUUAAGAAGAUAAAACAAGAGCAACCGCCAUCUCCCAAUGAUGUGACUCGAAACUGGCCCAGUAUUACGUCUAGCAAGUCUUAUUUCAGUGGCUAAAUAUUCUAGCUUUCAAUCUCACUUGUACAAAAAUUCAAGUAGAAUGGUAUAAUUAAUUAUAUUUGUACCAUCAGCGAGUAGGCAAGCUGGGUCCAAAUUUAUUAUUAUUAUUAUUAUUAUUAUUAUUAUUA